Molecule: messenger RNA, 2297 nt
Organism: Seminavis robusta
Lineage: Eukaryota; Bacillariophyta; Bacillariophyceae; Naviculales; Naviculaceae
Source: the annotation of a GenBank genome assembly
GCAUUCCAAUCCAACAGUAACUGUUGUGAUGUUUGAUAGAAGAACACAAUUUGUUUUAUCUUGAAGGAGUAAGGCAUCGGCAAACCACAGCAAUACUAGGCAUUCGAGACAUUAUUACCAAACCAAAAUGAAGGUCUCUCCUCUUGUGUUUGUGUUGGCCCUUUUGGCGCCACUCGAGAUUGCCCAUGGUUCCGCGGCGAGAUCGGCGUCCAAAAAGAUCCAACAACCACCCAAUAAGGUGGAAACCAAAAAAGCCACUACCAUUAGCACCAAGAGCAAGACAACAGCAACAACACCCGGUCUUUGGCCCUGUUUCGAUGAACUGGACAAACGCUUGAUUAUGAUCAGCAUCCCCAUGAUUAUCAAUUUUUCCAUUACCCCCCUCGUGGGCGCCAAUGACCUGUUUUGGACCAACCGCAUGGGCAACGUCUUGGCAGUGGCCGGUCAAGCCGCCGCCACGCAAGUGUUUAAUAGUGGAUUCUGGUUGGCGUCCUUCUUGCCCAGUGUCACGUCGACAUUGGUCAGUAAGGAAAAUGCCAAGGGCAAUCAGGAAGGCGUUCAAGAUUCCGUCUGUCAGGCGCUUUUUGUGGCCGUACUCAUUGCGGCCGUGGGAACGCCACUCUUUUACAAUUAUCCCGAUUCCACCUUGGGAACCGUGCUGGAAACGGGAGCACCCGCCAUGGAAUUUGCCAAAAUCUACUUGAAUGUCCGAGCCUUUUCUUUUUUGCCAGCACUCAUUGCUCUCGUGGGAUUCUCCGCAUUUCGAGGAAUCUUGGAUGUGAAAACUCCCUUUAUGAUUAGUGUCAUUACCAGCAUGAUCAACUGCGUAUUGGAUCCAAUCCUCAUUUUUGGAUUCGACAUGGGUCUCAAAGGAAACGCCCUGUCGACACUUCUUUCUGAGGUCGUAUCGGCCAUCACAUUUCUCUACCUGCUCGCCAAGAGAGAUCUCAUCAAAAUGUCCAAACUCUUUCGGUUCCCGUCCUGGUCCAAACUAUUGCCACUCAUCAAGGGAGGAUUCGCCAUGCAGCUACGCUUGAUUGCUUUUAACAUUACCUUUAUCGCCGUCGCACGGGUCACACAGGGCAUUGACAAGACGGGAGUUGCCGCGGCGGCACAUGAAAUGGCAUUGCAGACAUUUCAACUCGGUGGUGUCGCUCUCAUGGCGCUCAGUGUGGUGGCGCAAAUUGUCAUUCCCAAUGAAUUGCACAGUGACAAGGGAGGCGCCCGGGUCGCCAAGGCCACUUCGAACCGCAUGAUGAGUUGGGGACUCAUCUUGGGUACCUUGUUGGGUGGAUUGCAAAUUUUGGUCCUGCCGUGGAUUCAAAAGGCCACUCCCAUGGAAGAAGUGCGGGCGGCAGCCCGGGCUCCAGCCAUUUUGGCCAGUAUCUUGCAACCAUUGAAUGGUCUCGUGUUUAUCGGGGAAGGUGUCAUGAGUGGUUGUGGAGACUUUAUGUUUCUGGCCGUGAGUACCAUUGUGGCUACCGUGGGCUGUGUCGCAGCACUGCAAGUCUUUCCUCAGGAACAUGGCGUCUCGGGAGUGUGGAUGGGCUUUGCCGUAUUCAACGUUUUGCGUAUGAUUGGCGUGCUCAUGCACCAGUUCUAUGUCAGCCCCAUUGCCCCACGCAACAUCAACAAGGAACUGCAAAAGACGAAGUAAAGAGCAUCAGUCAGCGAGAGGAGAUGCCGACAAGUACCGUACAUGAGAUUUCAUAGAUCUGCAACUGCACAAGACUUUCUCUAGGUAGCAAGUAGGGUGCACUUCAGAAUGUACAAGCACCGAUGAUUGAAUCUUAUCAUUCAUAUGUGCUGACUUUGGUCAUGCAAUGUAUGCCUGCCAGUACGAUCUAGGCCAUUGGUGGCAGUGGCAUCAUAGACGCUGCCGGUACGACGGUUGGCAACAAGACAUGGGCAUCCGCCUUCAAAAGAGAACAGGCAGCUUUCGCAUCUCUCCUCCUUGGUGAUACAGCGUAGCUCCAAGGUGUCGACCCUCCUUCUGUAGCCCGACCUGUUACCGGUAGGAAAAGCAUAGGUUCGAGAUGACAGGUUGAUCUUCUCGAACCUGCCGCUCUUGUCCCAAGGCGUUCAUAUCGCCACUCGAGUCCGCACCACCAUCACGAGACAGAAUGGCUCGUCCCCGGUAGCAGUGGCGAGCAUCGUAUGGGAAGUCUCCAUUUCUUCGUACUAUGCAGUAUCCCUUCUAGCUAGCUAGCGCGAUGAACUCUGUGCGAUAGACUCGACUCUGUUCAUUUCUGCGGAUUCGAUUCAAUUCUUGUUUUGCCGCGGGCUGGCAUUCCGAG